Messenger RNA from Drosophila pseudoobscura, 2014 nucleotides. RefSeq names its product probable G-protein coupled receptor CG31760. NCBI's taxonomy places the organism in Eukaryota, Metazoa, Arthropoda, Insecta, Diptera, Drosophilidae. The coding region runs from base 31 to 573 and encodes 180 amino acids. The record is from RefSeq and is a predicted model, not a curated record. The transcript has a single exon.
GCUUUUAGUUUCUACCAAACAGAGCCAGAGAUGCAGAUGACGGGAGAGGAGCAGCCAGGGCCGGAGGAAGCGGAGCUGCUCAGGCAGUUUCGACGCCUCUUUGCACCCAUUUUGGACGACAGCCUGCAGCUGUACUACAAGCUGAAUGAGACGGACGACACGGCUGGGGAUACAGAGCACAUACGGAUCCAUCAGACAGUGGCGCAGCUGAACGAGCAGCUCACGAGCAGCGAGGAGGAGACAAUGGAGACCCACGUAAACAGUCCCUCGCCGCCAGUGGAUGCGGAGCUGUUGCCGCUUUCCAGCUGCCCCAGUUCGACGUCGAGCAGCUCUCUGUACGCCAUACACACACCAUCGCCGGCGGCUCAUGCCAGCGGCCUGCUGCUCCUGCCCCAGUGUCUGGACUCGCCUUUGCUGUCCUGCAGUCCCGAGUCGCGCACGAUCACCGAGCAGGUGCAGCUGCACAGACCACCCCAGCAGCUCAUCGAGGACGAGAACAACACCUCGUGCUCGUUGUCAUCGAAUCUGACGGACAGCAAGACUCUGGAUGGUCGUACCCCCAUUGUGGUGUGAGAUCUCUCUCUCUCUCUCUCUCUCUCUCUCUCUCUCUCUUCGGAUCUCCAUCUUCUCCUCUCUCUCUCUUAAUCGGCUUUAUAUGUGAUUUCGUUUACACUGUCUUAGAGCAACACAGCAAACAAAUAGUGAAGGAAAACAGCUUAAUGUUUAAACUAGUCUUAAAUAAUGUUUGUGUGUGUCUGUUUAAAUGUUAAAAGCGUUCAUGCGGUGCGCCACUGAAGUUCUGUAAAUAGUUUGCAGGGAAAUCUGUUUUUGGAAUUUAAAGGUAUGCUUUCCGUCUGGAGGAAGGACUUCUCCCCUGUGAGGACAUACCCCAUAUUUAGUGGUAGUAUUUUUAAUUUAUUUACAAUUUUCUAUAAUUUAUAAUAUCUGUUUCAUGGGCGCUUUGGGAAUUUUAAGAUGUUUUGUAAAUGCCUUUGGCAUCAAGCUUAUUUUUAUUUCUAUUUAAUUGUAUGCUUAACUCUUUGUUAUUUUAGUUCAGCUAUAAGUAUGUGUCACGCGUCAUGCAGCAGCACCUCUCGAUUGGUCUGAUUGGUGCUAGGAUGCGUUUCUGCCAGGAAUCACUGAUCCAAGACUAAAAAAACUUGGUUUUUGGCGUCGCUAGAGCCUCUUAAAGCAGUGUUUUAUAUUGUAUACUUAAAUGUAUGCCUAGCUUUUAGUUAUUUCAAUUUAAUUUAGCACUUUAUAAUUUUUCAACGAAUAUUUUACUGGUUUUUUCCACAUUUUCGCCACAGAUUUCCCCAAAAAAGUGCAAUAUUGUCUCUUAAAGAGUUAAAAAUACUUCUCUUCAAAAACGCCACCGCAUAAGCGUAAUCCCCAUGUGUGUUUUGAAUCAUUUGAGUUUUGGCUUCUCAAACAUACACCCACUCAUUAUCCCAGCCAUCAACCAUAAUCUUCAUAGUUUUCGAAACCAAAAAGCAGCAUUGAGCAAAUAUUUUUCACUUCGUUCGGAUCGCCAGGAAGUUGAUGUAUAUCGUGUGGAUAGAGUGGAACAGCAGACAGCCAGAUGAGAUGGCCUGGCGACUCAUAGAGUCCCCCCAGGGCCCCUUAGGGAUUUGGCGUUAAUAAAUUAUUCAUUUCUCUCAUGCACCUAGCGAAACUAAAGGCAUAUUUAAUUCACGUUUUCCUUGUUGUCAGUGCACCCAUUUCAUAGGACAUAAUUUUCUUUGCUUUUUAGGGAAAUUCACUUGAUUUACUUUUUGUCAUACGAUCUAUAUACAAUACAUAGCCCUUAAGCAUAGCAAAGAGAGUCGAUUUUAGUGUACAAGAACAUAAAUAUACAUACAUAUACCUAUACUAUAUACAAAUAUAUAUAUAACAUAUAUAUAAAUUGGAUUUUUAGCGUACAAUUUUAAACUGAUUAACUGUUAACAGGACCGCAAUUUCUCUCCAUACAGUUCAUGAAACAAAAACAAAAAUAAUAUAUUGAAAAAAUCAA